Messenger RNA from Aspergillus uvarum CBS 121591, 2781 nucleotides. It is a transcript of the gene xlnR, whose product is annotated as putative C6 transcription factor. The transcript has 3 exons. Gene Ontology annotation, biological process: regulation of DNA-templated transcription; DNA-templated transcription. The coding region runs from base 1 to 2781 and encodes 926 amino acids. Gene Ontology annotation, molecular function: DNA binding; zinc ion binding; DNA-binding transcription factor activity, RNA polymerase II-specific. The record is from RefSeq and is a predicted model, not a curated record. Lineage: Eukaryota; Fungi; Ascomycota; Eurotiomycetes; Eurotiales; Aspergillaceae.
AUGGCCCAAUCGCAGACCGUCGGCCUGGACACCCUUGCCGAGGGCUCGCAGUAUGUCCUCGAUCAAUUGCAGUUGUCGCGCGAGGCCGCUGCCACAACCGUCAGCGAUGAUACGCCCUCAGACUCCUUGAGAAGCUCGCUGCCCAAAUCGAAAGACCAAUCUUUCUACCGCGACGACAAUGAUUCAGUCGCUGGCUCCAGGUACCAACCGCCGUUACAGCGAGAUCCCCUCGUGGAGGCUCGUUCUGCAAUCCGCAAAAAUUCGGUGUCGGCUCCCGUCCGGCGGAGAAUCAGUCGGGCGUGCGAUCAGUGUAAUUCGCUCCGGACCAAAUGCGACGGACAACACCCAUGUGCACAUUGCAUAGAAUUUGGAUUGACCUGUGAAUACGCUCGGGAACGUAAGAAACGAGGGAAAGCUUCGAGAAAGGAUCUGGCCGCUGCGGCUGCAGCGACCCAGCUGGGCAACGGCCAAUCGGCCCAAGAGAAUGGUGCACUGGUGGGGGAGCAUACGCCCCCGGAUCGGCGACGAUCGUCUCAGGAGGUCAACGGGAGAUUUGACGGGGCUUUCGACGCAGUUCAACAUCUGAAUCCUCCGUCACGACAGGUGCGGAAUUCUAACGCUCCGAGUAUGUCUGCGGUUGAGGAUGCGCAUUCAGCUCCGCCACAUUCGCAGCCAUCCUUGAGGGCCGCCAUCGACGUCAUGCACAUGAACCAUUUCAAUUCGUUGAACAACGAGUCGAAUCGUGCUCCCAUGCCUGUCGCCGAUCUUCGAUCCUUACCGACCUCAAUUCUAUCGUCGCAUGGGUUAAGUUCGGGGUUUGGUGAAAACGCAUUUGCGAUGGUGAACGCUCAGGAACCUAAUGCUUCCGCUUUGAAUCACUUUCGAAUUGGAAAUUCGGCCGAGAACCCCACGGCUCCGUUCUUGGGACUAUCGCCUCCUGCACAGUCUCCAGGCUGGCUGCCUCUGCCCUCACCAUCUCCCGCCAACUUCCCGUCCUUUAGUAUACCGUCAUAUUCGAGCACGUUACGAUACCCCGUGUUGCAGCCGGUGCUGCCUCAUAUCGCGUCCAUCAUUCCGCAAUCCCUCGCCUGUGAUCUUCUUGACGUCUACUUCACCAGCUCAUCCUCUUCCCACCUUUCGCCGUUGUCCCCGUAUGUGGUGGGGUACAUCUUCCGGAAGCAGUCCUUCCUCCAUCCUACAAAACCACGAGUGUGUAGUCCUGGUCUGCUGGCCAGUAUGCUCUGGGUCGCCGCGCAGACGAGUGAGGCUGCAUUCCUGACUUCUCCGCCAUCUGCUCGAGGGCGUGUCUGUCAGAAGCUACUGGAACUGACCACUGGCCUACUCCGACCACUGAUUCAUGGACCGGCAACGGGAGAAACAUCGCCCAAUUAUGCAGCCAACAUGGUCAUUAAUGGUGUCGCCCUCGGUGGGUUUGGAGUCUCGAUGGAUCAGUUAGGUGCGCAGAGUAGCGCAACCGGUGCCGUGGAUGACGUGGCUACAUAUGUGCAUCUAGCCACGGUCGUUUCAGCAAGUGAGUACAAGGCCGCCAGUAUGCGUUGGUGGACGGCAGCAUGGUCUCUGGCGCGCGAGUUGAAGCUCGGUCGUGAGCUGCCGCCCAACACUUCCCACACACGAGCAGACGGCGAGCGCGAGGGGGACACUGAAGGAGAUCCUUCGAAACGGCACCCUACAUCGUUAAUGGCAUCUAUGGGACUGGGACCUGGCAGUACAAACAUUAAUGUGACAGAGGAGGAACGAGAAGAACGCCGGCGCCUGUGGUGGCUCCUGUACGCGACGGACCGUCAUCUGGCUCUCUGCUAUAACCGGCCAUUGACGCUGCUCGAUAAAGAGUGCGGGCGUCUAUUGCAACCCAUGAAUGACGACCUUUGGCAAGCGGGCGAUUUCUCUACCGCCAGCUAUCGCCAGGUUGGCCCUCCCCUCGAGUGCACCGGCCACAGCAUGUUCGGAUAUUUCCUGCCGCUGAUGACUAUCCUUGGCGAGAUCGUUGACCUCCAUCAUGCCCGAAGCCAUCCACGCUUCGGCAUCGCGUUUCGAAAUAGCACUGAAUGGGAGCACCAGGUGCUGGAGAUUACUCAUCAUUUAGAUACCUACGCGCAAAGCUUAAAAGAGUUUGAGGCGCGCUACACCAAUAGCUUGACCCUGGCAAACGCGGAGAAUGAGCAGAUCGGAGAGGGCGCUCAUUUGGAUCAUCUCAGUCCGUCGGGUCGCUCCAGCAGUACGGUCGGAUCCCGGGUGAACGAGUCCAUUGUGCACACGAAGAUGGUUGUCGCUUAUGGUACCCACAUCAUGCAUGUUCUGCACAUUCUUCUGGCGGGCAAAUGGGAUCCGGUCAACCUGUUGGAGGAUCACGAUCUCUGGAUCUCCACAGAGGCUUUCGUUUCGGCGAUGAGCCAUGCCGUUGGCGCCGCCGAAGCGGCAGCAGAGAUUCUCGAAUUUGACCCAGAUCUCAGCUUCAUGCCCUUUUUUUUCGGAAUUUAUUUGCUGCAGGGUAGCUUCUUGCUCCUCCUGGCAGCCGACAAGCUGCAAGGUGACGCCAGUCCAAGUGUUGUCCGGGCUUGCGAGACGAUUGUUCGCGCACACGAGGCUUGCGUUGUCACCUUAAAUACUGAGUAUCAGCGAACAUUCCGCAAGGUCAUGCGCUCGGCUCUGGCACAGGUGCGAGGUCGGAUCCCUGAGGACUUUGGUGAACAGCAACAGCGUCGCCGGGAGGUGUUGGCGCUGUACAGAUGGAGUGGCGAUGGCAGUGGUCUCGCUCUUUGA